CUACCUCAUUUAUCUUAUUUAUACUACUAGUUGGUACAGGGUUUUGUUACUCUACAUCCUUUGUUUUUGUUUUUUGUUUUUCAGUUUUUCCAAAUGGCUGACAUAACUCGCUCCUCAUCAGUCUCCUCUUCUGAUAUUGAUUCUUCUGCUAAUUCAACAGAGGAAAGUGGCAAAUUAGAAUCCAAGCUUGUAUUUUCAGAAGAUGAAGAAUCCCUUAUCACUAGGAUGUUUAAUCUUGUGGGGGAGAGGUGGACUUUGAUUGCUGGGAGAAUUCCAGGAAGAACAGCAGAGGAGAUAGAGAAGUACUGGAGUACAAGAUACUCCACAAGCGAAUAGAAAGGGAUCAAUGGAAGUUGAAGAAAGGAAUUUAUAUAUAUGGUGUUUCUUCAUAUUUUAAUAUUACAUGAAAAUUUUGGAGGAACUUUUUGUACGAGGCUUUGGUGUUCCUUCAGAUAGUGGAAUCUAAUCUUGUAUGAUAUGGUUCUUGGUAUGUAAAAUCAUGUAUUGGUUGGACUUUUUCUUC
Messenger RNA from Humulus lupulus (European hop), 523 nucleotides. Its product is annotated as MYB-like transcription factor ETC1. The transcript is spliced from 3 exons. The record is from RefSeq and is a predicted model, not a curated record. Gene Ontology annotation, biological process: cell differentiation. Bases 94 to 336 code for a protein of 80 amino acids. NCBI's taxonomy places the organism in Eukaryota, Viridiplantae, Streptophyta, Magnoliopsida, Rosales, Cannabaceae. Gene Ontology annotation, molecular function: transcription cis-regulatory region binding. Gene Ontology annotation, cellular component: nucleus.